This is a messenger RNA of Ostrea edulis (European flat oyster), 654 nucleotides long. RefSeq lists its product as uncharacterized. Lineage: Eukaryota; Metazoa; Mollusca; Bivalvia; Ostreida; Ostreidae. Gene Ontology annotation, molecular function: protein binding. The coding region runs from base 70 to 654 and encodes 194 amino acids. The transcript has 4 exons. The record is from RefSeq and is a predicted model, not a curated record.
UCGAGUUCAAGUGAAGGAUCAACGUCGUCGCCCCAACAGCAAACUAAAAUAAAAAUCAAAGCGUCAAAGAUGGUGAUCUCCGGACAAAAAAUAUGCAGAGUAAAAUCGUCAGAAAAUCCCUCAAAGACUGGAGAAUACCACCACUACAUAGAAAACGUGGGACCAGACUCCGUCAAGGACAGUCUCAAACGUUACGAUAGAAUUGUCCAGAUCAACGACGAAAACAUCAAGGAUUACAGUUGUAGCCACGUCCGACAACUGCUGAAAAAUCUUAGGACAGAAGUAGGGGUGUCGGUAGUGUUGUGGCGAUGGUUAAACAAAGGAAAUAGAACUGAUGUACUUGAGAUCAAACUCGUUAUAGGGGAGACAAGUAGAUGCCACUGUACGAAGGAUUUGUCAAACAUUGAUCUGACCCCUAGAAAGUUCAAAGACAUGACCUGGACAACAUACGAACCUCGGAACUACCAUAUUCGCGUGGCGUGCGAGACCGGGGUGUACUUGUGUGUGGAUAGAAACAUAACAUGUGUUUAUGGAUACCCUAUCAGAGAAAGACGAGAGAUGAGCAUGUGUGCCUGUGUAAUCGACCCUCAAUGUAUCAACAAACUCACUGAUUCCAUCAGGAUGAAAGUAGACUAUACCUUUAGUAGAUUCUAA